GCUUCUUUCUUUGCCUAUCUACCAUGCUCGUUCCCAUGCAACCAUCCACGCCCCCGUAUCCCUACCUCAUGCAUUACACAUCCCCUGCACCCGUACACCACACAAACCCCCAGCAAUCGUAUACUGUACCAUCCACGCACCACCACGCAGUCUCAUGCUCGUCAUGCAGCAUGCUCAUCAUCAUAACCCCUCGCAUUAGGGCGGCGCUUCUCUCCAACUGCCAAGACACUUUAUCCCUGCCCUGUCCUGUCCUUUGGAAGAAGCAUAGCCGCAGCCAACUGAUACAACCAAAGUAAACGAAAAUAAUGGCUGUGUUAUGCUGGGAUUGUGUUUGUUUCUGUAGCCGCUGCGUGGAUAUAUAUGGAUGGACGGAUCGUGGUUUCGGUCGAACUGUGCCGCAGCGAUGCGUGAGUGGGGAUU
Pseudovirgaria hyperparasitica is the source of this 420-nucleotide messenger RNA. RefSeq lists its product as uncharacterized. The coding region runs from base 24 to 296 and encodes 90 amino acids. The record is from RefSeq and is a predicted model, not a curated record. NCBI's taxonomy places the organism in Eukaryota, Fungi, Ascomycota, Dothideomycetes, Acrospermales, Acrospermaceae. The transcript has a single exon.